CAUAUCCUCUAUCCAAGGAUAGCUAGCCUAAAAGUACGCCAACUUUAAAACAAGCCGGUGGUCCGUCUCACUGACCAUUCGCAGUUAAACUAUUUACCCGAAGAAAACAGGGCACUGGUCACGGAUUAACAUCUCACCAAACCCAGGGCUGUGACCUGAGGGGUCGUAUGAUGUGUUAAGACUGCUAUGUGGGACCACUGAGAAACUACAGAUGUGCAAUUACCGUACUGGCCCGCCUUAUCUAAACGAGACGAACAGAAAACGCUAAGCAUAAGCUGCGCGAAGUCGGGUUUGUUAUCGUUUUGGUGGAAACCCCAGUGCGGCUCCGCCAGGAUGGGCGGCCUCCUCCCUCUCCUGUCAGUCACUGGACAACUCAGCCGGAAACGCUCGCUUAGGUUAUUUCAGCUGCACAACGCCAGAUAAGUAGAAAUUGCAGGGACAUUUUUUUCCACAUCCCUGCUGCUUUCGCCGGAUUUUUUUUUUUUUACAUUUCCCCUGAAACGGGUAGACAGACGUGAAAGGAAAAAAGGGAGUAGUGUUGCUUUCAGCAGAUUUCAGCCCUCAGCCACUGUUAGCUAAGAGGCUAAGCUAGCUUGUCAAGGCUGACUCUCUGGGCUAAGAUGGCUAACCGCUAUCUUAGAUGUUUGUAGCGCCACUAGCUAACGUUUUUACUCCUGAAGCGCAUUCUGUUUUAAGCUUGGCCCUCAACUUUCGGUUGCACGUAUAUAUUCUAAUCUUCGUAAUAUUUGGAAGGUCAACGCUCAUUUGGCAUGGUAGAAGCUAGCUAGCCAGCCAGCUAGCUAAACUAAGCUAACUGUCUUGCUAGUAGCUAGUGGCCCGAAGGGAGAGGGUGACCGAUGAUGUCUAAAGGACUGUGCUUAUUGCCAAUAUAUCCAGUCCUUCAUUAGAGUUAGUCAGAAAACGUCUCAUUAAUCUGUUAUUUAAUAGCCUGUGUAACGGCAUAUUAUCGCUAGUCAACGCUAGGUCCGAGUAGCGAAAUAACCGCGGGGGCGAGUUGGACUCGCCAGCUAUGCCGAGCUCCAGCUGCUGAGGGGCGGUCGGGUUAGCUGGGUGGGCUCGCUUCACAGCACUUGGCACUGUGUGAUACUUCAGUUAACCGUUUGGCAAAGAUGGCAUCGGCUAGUAGCAUGGUUGCAUCGAUCGCGAGUAAAACGAAAACGAAGAAAAAACACUUCGUGGCGCAGAAGGUGAAGCUGUUCCGCGCCAGCGACCCUCUUCUGAGCGUCCUGAUGUGGGGAGUCAACCAUUCGAUAAAUGAGUUGAGUCAUGUUCAGAUUCCCAUCAUGCUGAUGCCUGACGACUUCAAGGCUUAUUCUAAGAUCAAGGUGGACAAUCACCUGUUUAACAAAGAGAAUAUGCCAAGCCAUUUCAAAGUCAAGGAGUACUGCCCUCUCGUGUUCCGUAAUUUGAGAGAGAGGUUCAACAUCGAUGAUCAGGACUUCCAGAACUCACUGACUCGCAGUGCACCCUUUGUAAGUGAAGCGCAGGGCCGCAGUGGAGCCCGUUUUCACACCUCCUACGACAAGAGGUACGUCAUCAAGACCAUCAGCAGUGAGGACGUGGCCGAGAUGCAUAACAUUCUGAAGAAAUACCAUCAGUUUAUCGUGGAGUGCCAUGGAAACACCCUGCUCCCUCAGUUCCUCGGCAUGUACCGCAUCACAGUGGACGGAGACGAAACCUAUAUGAUCGUCACACGCAACGUCUUCAGCCACCGCCUGUCCGUCUACAAGAAGUACGACCUGAAGGGAUCGACUGUUGCCAGGGAGGCAAGUGACAAGGAGAAGGCCAAGGAUCUGCCCACAUACAAGGACAAUGACUUCAUCAAUGAUGGGCAGAAAAUCUACAUUGACGAGGAAAACAAAAAGAUUUUCCUGGACAAACUGAGGAAGGAUGUGGAGUUCCUAGCCCUGCUGAAGUUGAUGGACUACAGCCUGUUGGUGGGGAUCCACGAUGUGGAGCGCGCGGAGCAGGAGGAGGUGGAGAGUGAGGAGAACGAGGGCGAUGAUGAGGGGGAGAGUGACGGAGGUGUAGUGGGCACGCCUCCCGAUAGCCCCAGCAACACCCUGGACAGCACCAAGCCACUUUCUCCAGGAGACUUUGACCCUACCAUCGACGUCUAUGCCAUCAAGAGUCAUGACAACUCCCCUAGGAAGGAGGUCUACUUCAUGGCCAUCAUCGAUAUCCUGCAACAUUACGAUGCCAAGAAGAAGGCAGCCCACGCUGCCAAGACGGUCAAGCAUGGAGCUGGGGCAGAGAUAUCCACCGUGAACCCAGAACAGUACUCCAAGAGGUUCUACGAUUUCAUCACCACCAUUCUUCCCUAGCCGGAGGGGUGGAGCUAAGUGGAAGCCAUGAGGUCUAAGAUGGGCGUGGGCGGAGUGCCAUAAUGCUCUGCCCAUCCCGCUUUGUGGCAGGGGGGAGCACCCUAACAGCAGCUACAAGCUCCAUUCGUUUACAUUUUUGUUUGUUUGUUCUGCUUUUGUGGGACCAUAAUGGUGACAAGAAGCAUCUGAGAGGGAGAAAUGGAGUGGUUUUGUCUUUUUUUUAAUCCCC
Electrophorus electricus (electric eel) is the source of this 2574-nucleotide messenger RNA. It is a transcript of the gene pip4k2aa, whose product is annotated as phosphatidylinositol-5-phosphate 4-kinase, type II, alpha a. The record is from RefSeq and is a predicted model, not a curated record. Gene Ontology annotation, biological process: phosphatidylinositol phosphate biosynthetic process. Gene Ontology annotation, cellular component: plasma membrane. Gene Ontology annotation, molecular function: 1-phosphatidylinositol-4-phosphate 5-kinase activity; 1-phosphatidylinositol-5-phosphate 4-kinase activity. NCBI's taxonomy places the organism in Eukaryota, Metazoa, Chordata, Actinopteri, Gymnotiformes, Gymnotidae.